UCUCUCUCUUUCUCUCUGACUUCUUGUAGAUGCAAAGCUCAUCCUGACGGCACGCGCAAGAAAAAUAUAUAUACAAACGUCCAAACUCGGGCUGUUGUGAAUAUUUCUUCUCCUUCUUAGUAUUAUUCUUAAUUUGCUAACGACACAUCAUCAACUGAAGCAUUAUGACUGACAGGAAAGCUGUGAUCAAGAAUGCUGACAUGUCUGAGGACAUGCAGCAGGAUGCAGUUGACUGUGCAACUCAGGCCAUGGAGAAGUACAACAUUGAGAAGGACAUCGCAGCAUACAUCAAAAAGGAGUUUGACAAGAAGUACAACCCAACAUGGCACUGCAUCGUAGGAAGAAACUUUGGCAGCUACGUCACCCACGAGACGAAGCACUUCAUCUACUUCUACUUGGGCCAGGUGGCGAUCCUCCUGUUCAAAUCCGGCUGAAAGUCUUGCGGCGAGAGUAGAAUGUUCGUUUCCAACAUGGACCAAGAUGCACUAGUGGCCAGUGUCCUGUCUAACCACAUGCUACAAAUAUUAAACAAGGCCAUACCAUGACUAUGCUGACUGUGCGUAACUGCAUGGGCCGUAUACCAUACUAAUUGUGCAUAUGUUGAGGUUAAGUUGCUUUUCAGUAAGUGUCCCAUGUUUAUCGGGAAAGCUUUUGUUUCUGGUCCUGACGAGUUUGUUCACGCAUAGGAGCUGUGGAGGCAGGGGUGGUUUUGAUUUAAAUAAAGCACUGGCAGAUGAAAUCCAAAAUGUGUGUUGGUAGUGUUUUUCUUCUAAGAGUAGUCAUUGCUGCCAGUGUUUUUUUAUUCUUUUCUUUCUUUCUUCUUCUUCUUCUUCUUCUUCUUCUUCUUCUUAAGUAGUCAUUGCUGCCAUGUAGUUCUAAUGAGCACAGUGUGUGUCUGUACCAUGGUGGAGAUGAAGAAUAAUGGAAAUAAGUAAUGUGUAUGUGGGUUAAUAUAAGCUUAGGUGCUUGUUAUUAUUGGAGUUGGUGAUUGUAUGCUAGGAAAGUGAUGGGUUACAGAUGCACAAAUUACACUCUUAGUCUGUGAAUCUGCAUUUCCUUUUGUUUGAGAUGUUUUACAAUGUUACAAGUGCAUUGAGUCUAAUGGGGAAUAAUCUAAGAUAUAUUAAACAGUUGUGUUUUUUUUUUUUUUUUUUUUUUUUUUUUUUUCCUUCUUGAGUAUUUGAGUGUUCAGCUUUUAUUUUGUUUUAAUUUUUCAUUUCUGUCAGUCGCCAGAACAUAAAGGGACUCUGCACACAAUAAUCUCCAGCUCCUUCAGUCUGCUAUUAAGUUUGGAAUUAUUUCGCCAUUUAGCAUGUUUUUUUUUUUUUAUUACCUUUUUUCUUUCUCUACUUAUGUAUGAGGUGUAGGUUUUUGUUACUUGUCUGUAUAUUGCACUUCAAGCCUUCACUUCAAGCCUCCCUCUGUUGGUAGGCCUGUGAAACACUUACACUCCAUUUCACUGUACCCUCUCAGGUACUGCCCAUGACAAAAGCAGAUCAGUCAUUAAAAGAUGUAAUUGUCAAUUGGGUUUUGUUUGCAUAAGUAAUUUUGCUGUAUUGUGUAAUAUCAAUAAAGAAUAUAGUUGCACAUUG
Messenger RNA from Ictalurus punctatus (channel catfish), 1592 nucleotides. It is a transcript of the gene dynll2a, whose product is annotated as dynein, light chain, LC8-type 2a. Gene Ontology annotation, cellular component: cytoplasmic dynein complex. Bases 165 to 434 code for a protein of 89 amino acids. The transcript has 3 exons. Gene Ontology annotation, biological process: microtubule-based process; cilium assembly. Gene Ontology annotation, molecular function: dynein light intermediate chain binding; dynein intermediate chain binding. The record is from RefSeq and is a predicted model, not a curated record. NCBI's taxonomy places the organism in Eukaryota, Metazoa, Chordata, Actinopteri, Siluriformes, Ictaluridae.